Messenger RNA from Gymnogyps californianus (California condor), 867 nucleotides. RefSeq names its product mitochondrial translational initiation factor 3 (gene MTIF3). Gene Ontology annotation, molecular function: translation initiation factor activity; ribosome binding. The record is from RefSeq and is a predicted model, not a curated record. Gene Ontology annotation, biological process: ribosome disassembly; mitochondrial translational initiation. NCBI's taxonomy places the organism in Eukaryota, Metazoa, Chordata, Aves, Accipitriformes, Cathartidae. The transcript has 4 exons. Bases 46 to 867 code for a protein of 273 amino acids. Gene Ontology annotation, cellular component: mitochondrion.
UGGGCUGGGGCCGGCGGCUCGGCUCGGCCCGGCCCGGCCGGCAGAAUGACGGCCUUUUGCGUGAUGAAACUUCUAUGUCAAGCAACCAGAAAUGAGAAUAGAUAUGCAAAAAGAUUCUUUGGUACUCUUCUGACACAAACACCACAAAAGAGGGUCUUUUCUCCAUUCUGGAUGGUAGUACCUGACCCUAGAAAGUCAACUGUGUUUGGACUUACUCAACCAUUUUGUACAGCUGAAAAAUCUCACACGGAACCAAAACGGAAAGCAGCAUUUGGAAGUGUUGGGCGAAGAAUUCCGUAUCGGAUUUUGCACGUAAUCAACCAGGAUGGAGAGAGCUUAGGAAAUAUGCACCGAGCAGAGGCACUCAAACUUAUGGAUCAACAUGACCUGAAACUAGUUCUCCUUCGUGAGAAUGCAGACCCUCCUGUAUACAGACUAAUGACUGGGCAGCAGAUUCAUGAAGAAAAGCUUAAACGUGCAGAGAAGAAAAAAGCAAGUCCAAAACCAGGGAUGGUUCAGAAGGAGUUAUCCUUUUCUUCUGCUAUUGCCAAGAACGACCUGGAGACCAAGACUAAACAGAUAGCACAGUGGAUUGAAAAGAAAUACCAUGUUAAAGUUACCAUCCGGCAAGCAAAAGAUAGCAAUACAGACAUGUUCAUGCUUUUUGAUCAGAUUUUGGAGACUGUGUCCGAGAAAGCCACUUAUCUUUCCAAGCCAAAAGUUACUAGAGAAGGAGUGAGUACCUGUAUUUUAAGACACAUGUCAGACAAAGAGUUGAAAGCACACCAGAAGAUGGAAAAACAGAAAAAUGGUACAGUAAAGAAAGAUGAAAACGAAGAUCUGAAGUCAAAUGAGUUGCAUCAGUGA